UCGCGCCGUGCUGGAGACGUACAAGUCGGAGGAGUAUGACCUGCUCGGACCGCCCAGGCCGGCGCUGGUGGUGUGCGUGGCUCUUGUCUACACGGUGCUCUACAUGUGUCUGUUCAAGGGCAUUAAGUCAUCAGGACGCGUGGUCUGGAUCACGGCCCUCAUGCCGUACGUCAUCAUCAUCAUCCUGCUGCUGCGAGGCGUGGUGCUACCGGGUGCCGCAGAGGGCGUCAAGUUCUACCUACAGCCCGACCUCAGCCAGCUGUCCAACAUGCAGGUAUGGAAUGAUGCGGCCGUGCAGAUCCUGUUCUCGGUCGGGGCCGGCUUCGGUGUCCACUUGACCUAUGCCAGCUACAACGAGUUCAACAACAACUGCUACAGGGAUUGCCUCAUAGCUACCGGCGUAAACUCGAUGACAUCUUUCAUGUCGGGUUUUGUCAUCUUUAUCUACCUGGGCUUCAUGAGCCACCAGCGAGGCGUGCCGAUACAGCACGUCGCCACUGAAGGGCCGGGCUUGGUGUUCCAGGUGUACCCGGAGGCGAUCGCCACCCUGCCCUACCCUCAGCUCUGGGCCGUCCUCUUCUUCAGCAUGCUCAUCAUGCUCGGCAUCGACAGCGGAAUGGGAGGACUGGAGUGCGUCAUCACCGGCCUGAUGGACGAGUUUGGAGCGCGCUUCAAGAGCUGGCACCUGCACCGGCGUGUGGUGACGCUGUUCGUGGUCGGCUCAUCCUUCCUGGUAGCCCUGACAUCGCUAACGCCGGGCGGUAUAUACGUGUUCACCUGGCUGGACACGUACUCGGCGGGGCUGGCGCUCCUCUGUUCGGCCCUGUUCGAGGCCAUCGCCGUUGGCUGGGUGUACGGCAGCCACGUGCUGGCGCGCGACAUUCAGCAGAUGACGGGCUCCACACCCGGCCUCUUCUGGCGCUGCUGCUGGAAGUUCAUCUCGCCGCUCUUCCUCGGGUCGGUGCUGGUGCUGGGCGUGGUGUUCUCCGGCCCGCUCAGCUACGACGGCUUCGAGUACCCGCUGUGGGCCACGGCACUCGGCUGGACGUACGCGCUGGUGCCGGCGCUCUUCGUCCCGCACUGGAUCACGGCUUGA
Pollicipes pollicipes is the source of this 1096-nucleotide messenger RNA. Its product is annotated as sodium-dependent dopamine transporter. Lineage: Eukaryota; Metazoa; Arthropoda; Thecostraca; Pollicipedomorpha; Pollicipedidae. Gene Ontology annotation, cellular component: plasma membrane. Gene Ontology annotation, biological process: amino acid transport; nitrogen compound transport; sodium ion transmembrane transport. The record is from RefSeq and is a predicted model, not a curated record.